AAUAGAUCCAUCUCGGUGAAGGCCGAAAAUGAAUCUGAGUGUUUGGAUUUCGAUUCUCUUAGGUUUCGCGAUAUUUUGUUCAGUAUGUGAGGGUCGUAGGGGAAGAGGAGGCGGCUCACGUAUAGGCUCGCGUGGUGGCUUCGGGUCCUCUUCAUAUCGCUCGUACCAGUCAGGUUCUAGCAGUUCGACACGCGUUCGUGUGCGCUACAGCGGCCCCAGCUUUACGAGGGGGUCAUGGCAGACUGCAGCUGCCAUAGGGACCGUGUAUGGCCUCAGUAGCUACAGGCAGAGAAGUCUCUACUACCGGUACCCUGAUAGAGAGCCUACUAUUUGCUACAAUGAGGUGAACUUAAAGAAUAGCACGUUCGGGUACUUUGUCUGCCCCGAGACCAACAUGACGGACUCGUUUGACAAGUGCUGCGGUGACCCUAAUGAGCAGAGGUGUUGUGACCCUAUGGUGUACACGACAGAACGCAAGCAGGUCAAUAUCGUUGUAAUCGUGGUUGGUGUCAUCGUAGGCUGCGUAGUGGUCGCAGUAAUCAUCUACAUCGUCAUUGUGCGACGUAGAAGAGCUGCCAGGCAAGGGCAGGUCAUCCAGAAACAGCAAAGCAAUGUCGAAGGGUCGAUCCCCCUGAACCCUUACACUAACCAAACACAGCACCCUGCGGGCCCCGGGGGUUUCAUGGGCACACCCUCGGUCCCGGGCUUUGGGGAAGGCAAUGGAAUAGCACAUGGACAGAACUAUGACUAUGGUGCAAACUCCCAGCCCGGCUACCCUGCCUACCCGCCACCAAACAAACCAGAGGGAUUUGAAGACAUGGGAAAAUCUGCACUGCCCGAGGGUGAGGUUUCUGGCCCUGCCCCCUUCCAGCCCUACAGCUACCCUCCCCCACCCCCUGGGGCAAGCUAUCAACCCCCAACCAUGGGCAUUGGCUAUGACCAGCAAGGUGUCAACCCUCAGUACCCCAAUGCUCCGCCCCCACCGUAUUCCGGGUAAACCACGUCACGGACUCUGAGUCACUCGCAGGCUGUUCUCGUUUUAUGCUGGUUGCAAGAGCCAUUUUCACUUUGCUUCUGAGUGGGAAAGAGACAAAGUCUUCAUAAAUGUUUCAACCCUAAGUUAUUGAUGAGGAGCAAACAGUAUAAAACCUGAACAGCCUGCUGGUUGCAUAUAGCCUUUUUUAACUCUUUCAGUGCUGGAACCGAAUUUUGAAGGCCUUUGCAAACAGUUUGGAUCCAGAUGAGACGCCACAGAACGUGGCGUCUCAUCAGGAUCCAAACUGUUUGCUAUUCUGAUAGUAUUCUUUGAAAAAAAUCGAAGAAAAUGCUAAUUUUAGAAAUUCAGCAGACGACAUUUUAGCAGACGACAAAUUUCCCAGCAUGCAAAGGGUUAAUAAUUUGCAAUAUUAUUAUAAAGUAGAAGCUAUUGAUGAUUAAAUGUUUAAAAUUUGUUAUGAUAUGCAUACAUUGUGUCAAGUGUGUUGUCCUCGACCCUCACACACCUAUUUACGAGGAUAAUAAAAUAUAUCAAACAGAAAAAAGUAAUAAGACAAAUUUCCCAGCAUGCAAAGGGUUAAUGCACUUUUGAGUGGAAAGGGUUGCCGCAAUCAGAUUAUUUGGCAAUAUCAUAUGUACAAUGUCAAUCAAUCAGUGACAUUGCUGUGUCAUAAUUCCCUACAAUCAGUAUUUUGACUUUUUUUUAUAUCAAAACAGUGUCUGGUAAUGGAACCUAGAUUUAUAGCCUGUUAUCUUUUGUCAUUUAUUACUUUUUUUUCUUGCAAUAAAACCUGAAUUUAAAGGGAGAACAUGUGUUUUUGUUGUCAUGUUUUUUUGUGUUAGUGUUGUGAGCUUUUUUCUUGCGAAACAAUCUUUAUACAACUGUAUUUCAUGAAUUUUAGUUUUUUCAUUUGUUCAAAUAAAGCAUUUUAAAAUGUUAACAAUCAAGCAAAUUUUUGAAAAAUUAUAUUUUGUACACAUUUAUUAUCCAUAUGUUUGAAAAUCAUGCUUGAAAAUAAGCAUUGCCAACAGCAUGUUAAAUUGGUGUAUUUUGUGUAUGUAUUUGAACAAAAAUGUUUGCAAAACUGUAUCAUUCUAAGUUGUUCAAUAAUAAAACCAUGGUUUACAUUUUAUACAAUGCAAUUUUAUUUGUUGUUUCUAUUGAGUUCUUGUUUAGAUUUAUUUUUUAGGAUUAAAAUUUUUAUUAGAUUUAAAAUAUGAUAUUAAAAAAAAUCUCAAGCAGUUCAGGAGUAUAGCUAUUAUUGCACCUGUAGGAGGGUGAUGUCUACCAAAGCUGAAAAAUCGUCAUCAGUGCCUGGUCCUAAUUUCUUUCUAUAUUUUUGUAUUUUAAGAACAAUUCCUGUAUGAUAAUUUGCGAAUACACAAUGAUGUAUUCACGCAUAUAAAUUUGCAAUAUUACACCUUUUCUGUUGUUCAGAUGUCUUUUUUACGAUAUAUUAUGAAGCGUGUGUCUUCAACUCCUCUUUAACUGCUCUUGCAUAAACUUUUACAUUUUACUGACCUUAAUGUGUUUAUGAUGGUAUAGAAAGGAACUUUUACUGUGACCAGUUUUUGACCUCUAUAAUGUGUUUAUGAUGGUAAGGAACUUUGACUGCGACCAGAUGCUUUGCUGAAUUAUGGACCUUUGUCCAUUGUAGAAUUAAUGUGACUCUGUCUGUGUCCUAACAUGUGUUAUUAGGCCAGCCGUCUCUGUGACCUAUUUCAAGUGAAACUGAUUUUUUGUUUUCACUUAUGCAGCAGAAAAUGGUACGUAGGUCUGUUUUAAAAAAAAUCUGUCAAUAUUUGUAUUAAUGAUUUCCUAUUAAAUGGCCUAAGUCUUAUAAUAUUGGUUAAAGAAAUAAAAAUGGUUGUUAUUUCUGUAUUUGAACCUUAUAAUAUGCCGAAUUACUAUUGGAUGUUUUCAUUAUAUUGCCAUGUUUACAUAAAAUCUCCAUAUAAAUCUUUAUUUCGUAUAAAAAUAUUUUUAUCAAAUUUUGCCUUCAAAGUUAUUUGCCUUAAAAUUGGUCUAAUCACAUAAACACAUCUGUCAACCCACCGUUAUCACCUUCAAAGAAGCUUUUAGUUGUUGCAAAGACCUUGUUUCAAAGAAGGAGAUGAAUAUGAAAUGCUUAGUUUCAAAUUGCUUAGUUUCAAAUUUAUUUGUUUAAUCCGAAAUAACUCGUACAAUCGGAGAAUAGUAUUUUAUAAGUCAUAAUAUUUGCCUUCAUUACUAGGCAUAUGCAACUAACAUUCAGUAACAUUACAUAUGUUUGACAAAUUUGUUUUCAACAUGAAUUCUUAACUAGAAUCCUGUGUUUUUUGUUAAUAAAAUGACGAACCUGUACUAAGUUUAUGCAAAAUAGUAAUACAAGAAAACAAUUAUAUAUAUUUGGGGUGUUCUUUCAAAGCCUCUGCUCCGCAUAAUCUGUGUUAACUUCUAUGUUAUCAUUAUAAAUGUUUUCAUGCAUUGUAUUCAAAUGUAACAUCCUUACUUACAUAUAUAUGUAAUAUUUUUGUCAGUAUACCGUAGUCAGUAGUAUAAGUUUGCAUGAAAUAUGUGUUAAUCUGUAUUAUUUUGUCUAACAUAUUAAAAGUGAGUUAAGAAUCGUUUUGCUUUCAUACAUGUAGCUCUGUAGAUUUCGUUCAUUGUUUGUAAUGAAGUACUUGAAAAUAUAUGUGUUGUUUGUUUGAACAAAUGAUGCUUUAAAAACAAGUCAUCCUAAGUAAAUUAAUGUUACUUAAUUCUUCUCAACUGAUGAAUAGAUUGACAUAUUUAUUGUCCUUCGUAUUAAUCCAUCUUAAAAAAGUAUUUUUCUUUUAAGAAAGGUGAAUUCUUUGUUUGAAAAUAUAUUUUUAGCUUGUAUGUUUAUAACUUAUAAGGAAAUCAAAAGCCUUAAUUUUAUUUGCAAAUUCUGGGAAAAAAAACGUAUAACAUUUCAAGCAAAAUAUUGAAUUAAGAUUUCAUUUGAUUCCAUUGUCAACUAGAUAGUUUUUGGCGAAUACAAAUGUUGAAAUAUGAUUUCCUUUGGUUUAUGGUUUUGUUAAAGAAAAAUCAAUGUGACAGUUUAAUGUUUUUUGGUCUGAGACACUCUAUGUAUUGUAAUGUAAAGUAAUAUUUUGUUAAAAUUUACUUAACUAUAGUUUGUAUAUAUUGUAUUCACAGUGUUAAUAAUAAUAUAAUUGCUAACUAUUUGUUAACAUUACCUGUAUUGUUUGGUGGAUUUAAUAUUUCAUGUUUCUGCUGCUGGUUCAUUUUAUAAUGUUUUGUUUAUAUUGGUUGCAAUAUUUUUUGGAGGCAUUAAACUUAAUGUAAGAAAUCGAAUAUCACUGUUAAGUCGGAUCUUGUGUCUUGUUACAUUUUUCAUGUUCAAUUAAAUUGAUGCCAUAAAAACAACAAAGUCAACAACCAAAUGGGUGGAAAUAAUUUACGUGGUCAAAAAAAAAAAACAUGGAUAGAAAAAGUUUUUUGACAAAUAUUGCUUUGAAAAUCUUUUUUCAUUUAAAUGUUAUUAUCCCCACGUUUUUCGGAGAAAAAGUGGGGAUAUUGUAUUAAUGUGCGUCUGUCCGUCCGUCCGUUCUGGCCACCUGCUCCUCCUACACUAUUAGCACUAGAACCUUGAAACUUACAUACAUGGUAGCUAUGAGCAUAUGUACGACGGUGACAGUAACGGAAUUUUUAUCUGACCCCUGGGUCAAAAGUUAUGGGGGUUGGGGCGGGGCCGGGUCAGAGAUGUUCACUCAUUUUUUAUGUUAUUUUACAUUAACUUCUUCAUUUCUGCACCGAUUCACUUCUAAUUGAUACUGAGCCUCUCUUAUGACAAUAAGGUCAAUCUAAACUAUGCAUGGCUCCAUUACCAACCCUGGGGCGCCCCGGUCACAAUGGCCACGCCCACCCAAAAUUGCCUUUUACUAUAAUUUCUUCAUUUCUACACAGAUUCACUUCUAAUUGAUACUGAACUUUUCUUAUGACAAUACGGUAAAUCUCAACUAUGCAUGGCCCCCUUACCAACCCUAGGGCGUCUCUGGGUCAAACAUGCGGCGUGGGGUUACGCGUCGGCCUCUGCUGCGCCAUUUCUAGUAAAAGUAUGCCUACUUGUUUAUUAGUAAAUGCAUUUGACGUUUUUAAAUCAGAGCUUUUAGGAUUUACAUAGGCCUUGUGAGUUUUUUACAGCUUUCUCGGAAUUAUUUUUUAAUAUUUUAAAUGUAAUUAUCUAAUAGAUACUCCUGCAUUUAUUGGUAUUUUGUAUAAAAAUGGUUCUGUUUAGUUCUGUCUGUUCAUGUGAAUUCCGUGUUAUACUAGUGCACUUUUUAACACUAUAAUUCUG
Molecule: messenger RNA, 5321 nt
Organism: Dreissena polymorpha
Lineage: Eukaryota; Metazoa; Mollusca; Bivalvia; Myida; Dreissenidae
Exons: 9
Coding region: 29-997 (322 amino acids)
Source: RefSeq, a predicted model, not a curated record